AUGCAUGCACUUUCUCUUCUUCUUCUACAGGCGCCUUUCGCUGCUGCCUACCCUUGGGUAGCUGGUGAACCUGGUGUUAACUCUGGCCUAUUCAGACAGGCGCGCCAGGCGGAAAAGCGACAGGAAAACUGUCCCUUCAACCCAGUCCACAAAGGUGCUGCCCCUUACACUGCCCCAUACACCUACGUGGGAGCGAAGAAUGGGCUUCCGGGCAACGGAAGAGGUGGCAUUAAAGUCCCUGCGGACGGCGAUACUGCACAUGCCUACACACCUCCUGGUCCCAAUGACAUCCGCGGACCAUGUCCUGGCCUGAAUGCUGCGGCCAAUCACAAUUUCCUCUCCCAUGACGGAAUCACCACCUUUGAAGAACUCGUCGACGCGCAGCAAAAUGUCUACAAUGUCGGUUACGACCUGGCGGUCCUUCUCGCCGUACUCGGAGUCCAAGCCGGUGGUGACGUCUUGACUGGAAAGCUCAGUCUCGGAUGCGAUGCUACAUCCCGCACAGCUCUGCUUCCUCUUCUUGGCCGCGAACCUGGUCUCAAUGGUCACAACAAGUUUGAAUCUGAUUCCUCGCUUACGCGCAAUGAUUACUACACCUCAGGUGGCGAUAAUUAUAGCUUCAAUGGUACGCUGUUUGCCAACAUGAAGAAGGUCGCCGACCGAGUUUCUGGCGGAAAGUUUGAUCGAAACACCCUUUCCGUGUAUCGGAGUCAGCGGUACGGUGAAUCUCUUCACGAGAACCCAAACUUCUUUUUCGGACCUCUAUCACUCCUUCUCUAUGGCGCCUCAUCGUUCCUCUACGAGUUGUUCCCCAGCUACGGUCCUCAAGGCACUCCCAACUUGGCAACCAUAAAGAGCUUCUACGGCGCCGUCGAGGACCCAUCUGCAGAAGGUGGCUGGCGCCACGUCCCGGAACGCAUUCCUGAAAACUGGUUCUCGCGCCGUACGCCCUACGACGUCCUCCGUGUCACUGAAGAAAUCCUUGCUCAGUACCUGCAGGCUCCCAAACUCUUUGGUGGCAAUGUCGGAAAAGACAACUUCCUUGCGUUGGAAACGCCAUUUGAUGUCAUCAAAAAUGGCAAGUUGCCUAGCACGGCGAACCUGGGGUGCUUUUUAUAUCAGCUGGCUACUGGCCCUGUGCCGAGCAUGCUUAGCACGGUCACAGAUAUCACGGGAGCGUUGCUGGAUUUUGCGCUGACGAAAUUGAAUCCCAUCUUCCAGAAUACGGGAUGUCCGCUCAAGAGUCAGCAGGGAGGAGGCAGUGGUGGUGGUUUGCUCGAUGGGUUAUUGAAUGGGUGA
Messenger RNA from Pyrenophora tritici-repentis Pt-1C-BFP, 1299 nucleotides. Its product is annotated as putative heme-thiolate peroxidase aromatic peroxygenase protein. The record is from RefSeq and is a predicted model, not a curated record. Gene Ontology annotation, molecular function: peroxidase activity. NCBI's taxonomy places the organism in Eukaryota, Fungi, Ascomycota, Dothideomycetes, Pleosporales, Pleosporaceae.